UAGAGUGAGGACAUGGAAAAGAAAAAUUCAACAUUGCUGACAGAGUUUAUUCUCACAGGACUUAUAUAUCAACCAGAAUGGCAAAUCCCCUUGUUUCUGGUGUUCUUGGUAAUAUACCUCAUCACCAUGGUGGGAAACCUCGGUCUAAUUGCUCUCAUCUGCAAUGACUCUCACCUUCAUACUCCCAUGUAUUUACUCCUUGGAAGUUUGGCCUUUGUGGAUGCUUGGAUAUCAUCUACAGUCACCCCCAAGAUGCUGGUUAUCAUCCUAACCAAGAGUAAGACGAUAUCACUCUCUGAAUGCAUGAUUCAAUUUUUUUUCUUUGCAUUCGGUGCAACCACAGAAUGUUUUCUGCUGACAACAAUGGCAUAUGAUCGCUAUGUGGCCAUAUGCAAACCAUUACUUUAUCCAGUGGUUAUGACUAAUAGACUAUGUACCCGGCUAGUAGUUUUAUCAUUUGCAGGUGGUGGUCUUCAUGCUUUUAUUCAUAUAGGUGUUUUAUUCAGAUUAUCCUUCUGUAAUUCUAAUAUAAUACAUCUCUUUUACUGUGACAUCAUGCCAUUGUUUAAGAUUUCCUGUAUUGACCCUUUCAUUAAUGUUCUGGUGGUUUUUAUUUUCUCUGGGUCAAUACAGGUAUUCACCAUACUGACUAUUCUUGUCUCUUACACACUUGUUCUCUCUACAGUCUUAAAAAAGAAGUCUUUACAAGGCAUACGGAAAGCCUUCUCCACCUGUGGAGCCCAUCUCCUCUCUGUGUCUUUAUACUUUGGCUCUCUUCUCUUCAUGUAUGUGCGCCCUGGAUCUGCACAGGCAGAUGGCAAAAACAUAAUGGACUCUCUGUUUUACACUGUCAUCAUCCCUUUGUUAAAUCCAAUUAUCUACAGCCUGAGAAAUCAGAAAGUCUUAGAUUCAUUGGCAAAAAUGUUAAAGAGAAAUGUUUAAAUCCCAGAGUAAUGUAUAUUUUCACUUUUAUUGAAAUAGUCAAAAUGUUGUGCAGAUUUAAUGUAGCUCAGUUUCAGUUAGUGUUCCAUUUUUUUUUUUUUUUGCAGUUACAAUUGUCCUAUUAUUAUAAAGACUUAAGGUGGGAGUACCAAAUAAAUACCUUAACAUAUGUGCAUAUUUUAUUCAAAACCAGAAAAUUUUAAAUCAAGUAUUUAUAUUAUACUAAAACA
Molecule: messenger RNA, 1172 nt
Organism: Pipistrellus kuhlii (Kuhl's pipistrelle)
Lineage: Eukaryota; Metazoa; Chordata; Mammalia; Chiroptera; Vespertilionidae
Product: olfactory receptor 5H2
Exons: 1
Coding region: 13-942 (309 amino acids)
Biological process (GO): G protein-coupled receptor signaling pathway; sensory perception of smell
Cellular component (GO): membrane
Molecular function (GO): odorant binding; G protein-coupled receptor activity; olfactory receptor activity
Source: RefSeq, a predicted model, not a curated record